Cynara cardunculus var. scolymus (artichoke) is the source of this 1973-nucleotide messenger RNA. Its product is annotated as probable nucleolar protein 5-2. Gene Ontology annotation, cellular component: box C/D methylation guide snoRNP complex; small-subunit processome. Gene Ontology annotation, molecular function: snoRNA binding. NCBI's taxonomy places the organism in Eukaryota, Viridiplantae, Streptophyta, Magnoliopsida, Asterales, Asteraceae. The transcript has 9 exons. Bases 95 to 1750 code for a protein of 551 amino acids. The record is from RefSeq and is a predicted model, not a curated record.
UCUUUAAACCCUAGACCCCUGCUUCAAAUCACCCUUCUCCUCCUUCCUAAGCGGCAGCAACUCUUCGGAGGGUUAAUUUGAAGGAAUCAAGAGAAUGUUAGUGCUUUUUGAAACCCCAGCGGGUUUUGCUCUUUUCAAAGUAUUGGAUGAAGGAAAGCUCUCCAAAGUUGAUGACUUGUGGAAGGAGUUCUCGUCUUCCGAUACAGCCAGACAGGUGGUAAAGCUAAAAGCUUUUUCCAAAUUUGAGAACACAUCAGAAGCACUAUCAGCAGCUACCCUGUUGAUCGACAGCAAACCCAGCAAAGGUUUACGCAAGUUCUUGCGUGCUCAUUGUGAUGGUGAGACGUUGGCUGUUGCAGACUCGAAACUUGGAAAUGUGAUCAAGGAAAAGCUGCAAAUUGAAUGUGUUCACAACCAAACUGUUAUGGAACUUAUGAGAGGGGUGAGAAGUCAAUUGACAGAACUCAUAACUGGUUUAGGCGCACAAGAUCUAGCCCCGAUGAGCUUGGGUUUAUCUCAUAGCCUGUCCAGAUACAAGCUUAAGUUCAGUCCUGAUAAGGUGGAUACAAUGAUCAUUCAAGCUAUUGGCUUGUUGGAUGAUCUUGAUAAAGAGCUUAACACUUACGCAAUGAGGGUCCGUGAAUGGUAUGGUUGGCAUUUUCCGGAGCUUGCAAAGAUCGUACAAGACAACAUUCUUUAUGCCAAGGCCGUCAAGCUCAUGGGUUACCGGACAAAUGCUGCAAAACUUGAUUUCUCUGAGAUAUUGACAGAAGAGAUUGAGGCCGAACUAAAAGAGUCGGCUGUAGUUUCCAUGGGAACUGAAGUCAGUGAUCUUGAUUUGGUGAACAUCAAGGAUCUGUGUGAUCAAGUACUGUCUCUUUCAGAAUACAGAGCGCAGCUGUAUGAUUAUUUGAAGAGCAGGAUGAAUACGAUUGCCCCAAAUCUCACUGCUAUUGUCGGAGAACUUGUUGGUGCUCGCCUCAUUGCUCAUGGGGGUAGCUUGUUGAAUCUUGCAAAACAACCUGGGAGUACGGUUCAGAUCCUCGGUGCUGAAAAAGCUCUUUUUAGGGCACUGAAGACAAAACAUGCAACUCCCAAAUACGGGCUUAUCUACCAUGCAAGUUUAAUUGGUCAAGCUGCACCAAAGCACAAGGGAAAGAUUUCACGUUCUCUUGCUGCCAAAGCAUCCUUAGCAAUUCGAUACGAUGCUCUUGGUGAGAGCCAAGACAAUUCUAUGGGAAUGGAGAACCGUCUCAAGCUUGAAGCAAGACUAAGGAAUCUUGAAGGGCGAGAACUUGGGCGUUCUGCUGGAUCAACUAAAGGCAAACCCAAGAUUGAGGUUUACAACAAAGAUCUCAAGAAAGGGGAUGGAGCGAUGAUAACUCCUGCCAAGACUUACAAUAUAGCAGCAGAUUCUGUUCUUGGGCGGAUAGAAGCAGAGGCUGUGGAAGACAAAGAGAUGGUAUCAGAAGGUGUUGAUGAAGGGAAGAAGGACAAAAAGAAGAAGAAGAAGAAGGGUGUUGGUGAGGAAGAAGUGGGUGUGACAGAAGAUGGAGCUGCAGAUGGAGAAGUUGGUAAAAAGAAAGAGAAAAAGAAAAAGAAGCGUGCAGCCGAGGAAGCUGCUGAAGUGGCGAAGGAAGAGGAGGAUGGAAUGAAGAAGAAAAAGAAGAGAAAACAUGCAGAAGCUGAAGGUGAAGGUGAAAAGGGAAGUAAGAAGAAAGAUAAGAAAAAGAAGAAGAGAGAAGAGUAAGAAUGUAUGGUUAUGGUUAUGGUGAAUUUUGGGUAUGUUGAGAACAGGUUUUAGUGUUGAUUGGCAGCAUAUGGACACAUGUAUUAGUCUUUUGUAGGCAGUGGAGAAAUGGUUUUUUCCUUUCUUUUUGUUACUUGAUGACUGAUUUCUUUUUCCUACUUCUACUUGUUGUCUGCCAGUGAAGAUUGGCUUGGAAACCAACCUAUCAACAUUGUUGUGCUAA